CCCAACCCCUUUCCGUAUCCACCUCUCAUGAGUUACAAUGGCUUCCUUAGUUCCAGAGACUUUGGAUAACCCACCUAGGCCUUCAGGUGAUGGAUCUGGGAAGAAUAUUGCAGGGUCUGGGAGGGAAAGCAAGAGCCUAACUAGCUGUAGGAAAAACGAAACAGAAGGGUGGAGAAUUGAGACCGGGAACCGGGAGUUCCAUGGCCCAAUUCAGCCUCCUAAAUUGUGCUGGCUGACCCUAAACGGACAACCCAGAGGAAGGUGUGGUGGCUCUCAAAAUGGAAGCCCUUGGUGGAGCUCUUUGAGAAGAAGGGGCCUGGUUGAACACUAAGUGAUCUUCAAGGAGAACUAGUAGUUGAAAUGAAGUACAGAGGAAUGAUGGAGACCCACUUUUGCCAACCUGGAGCUUUGCAGAUGGUUUUGGUCAACAACUCCCAGCAGCUCCAGUGGCAGCCCAAAACAUCUGGAAUGGUCCAGGCCUGCAAAGGCUGAUGGACUCCACAAAUCAAUGCCACUCAUAAGAAAGCUGGACCCAUGUACACUGUCAAAGUUUUUCACCUUUCUCAUCAGCUUCUUCGCUGCCUAUCAGCCACUCUCCAUCUGUCACAUUCUCUCAGUUCCUUUAUCCAAACCCACUUCCAAGCUUAUAUAUCUUGACUCUCUCAAGGUCAAGUUUGAACGAAUGGCUGGUUGGCUAGCUUAUUAGUAUCCUUAACAAACUGCAUGGCCCAAUAGGAUUGACCUCAGCUAUACACAUCAAUGCACCCCUCCCCCCAAAAAUCACCCUGCCUAAAAAAAAUAAAACACACUCCAAAUAAUUCAAGGAUAAAGCACAAAAAGAAAACCAGUAAGAAAAGGCCUAUCAUUCAUCCAGUUCACCUUUAAAAGGCCUUGGUAAAUGAAAAGGUCUUGGACCUAUCAGUAAAUUUUAUUGGAAAGGGGUGGGGAGUAAUAACUGUUGGGUAGAAUAGGUGCCACUACUGAAAAAGCUUUGUGUGGAGAUAUGUUGCAUCCAGUGCUUUUUUUUUCUUUCUUUUAAAAUGUUUAGGGAUACUCUCAUUUUCCUACUCAUAUUGAAAUACUGCCCCUCAAUGAGGCCAAACUUAGAUUCACAAAAUGUUUAGGGGUAUGUGUACCCCUGCGUCCCCCCAGAAAAAAAGCACUGGUUGCAUCUACAGAGAUCUUCCUUUCCUUCUUUUUGCAAAACUAUUGCCCAAUCUAUCUGGAGAUCUACAGGUGGUCAGUUUAGCUUACUAGUUAAACUGGUCAUUCUUUUGGGUCGUCACUAUGUUCCUCUCAAACAAGUCCUCUAGACUUGAGAGAGAGUGUUGUGGGUGUGGGUGUGUGCAUGUGUCUUAUCUCAUUUGUGCUGGAGUAUGGAGAAAGUCAGCAAAAGUGACAAUCUCUCCUACUGUUCUAAAGGAGCUCGCCACUGUUUCAUACUUACUCUAAAUCACAGCACAAAUGAGAUCUCUAGGGAGGAUAUCUGUAGUAUCCAGAGACUCAGAGUAGGAUGUCUCCAGCAAGCAAAUGAGUGGAUUUGCUGCCAUUCGAUCCUGACCCUUUGGGUUGUACACUCACAGGUGAUGAAGGGAUCCCAGGUCUCCCUGCCCCGCUGCAACAGGGCAAGCCCCUCCCCAUUGCAGGAAGUGGUACCAAGCCUGGGGGAGGGAACCCCUCGCAAGACUUUCUGCUUCCUCCACCUCUUCUGCCGUCACCCCAUCUCUUUAGCCAGGCAGCUCCACACAACACCUCUCCCGGAGUUGUCUACAGCUUGCCCGGCUCCACCGCAGCAACCACCUCAUCACCCCCGAGGCUGGUCCAAACUCUCCCGGGCUCCUUCCCAGAUAUCUAUGAUGGAGACAUGAAAAGGUGGGAGGACCAUUUCCGCAGCAUCCAGAGAGCCUACAAAGAGUUUGGCAAAGAGGAUGACUUUGCGAUCCGGGUGCUCACUGAAGAUUUCACCCUCCCGUUCCCUUUCGCCUGGCCCAGCAAGGGCGAGGCGUCCCGGCAGCUGGCGUACGACCCCUCGGACUGCUCCGGCUUCGAUUUCUUCCUGCACCCAGGGCAACCGGUCCCUCACCUCCUCCAGCCACUGCAUGCCACCACCCAGGCAUUCUUCAAGAAGAGGCGUCUGGAGCAACUGGCUCUCAGUUACGCCAGCAAAGCGUCCCUCGCCGGUGCUCCUGGGCUGCCCACGCAGCAAGAAACGAGUCCCACCUUGCGGCCGGACAUCAUGGUCAUCACCAGCAUGCCCUGCGUGGCUGCCGCGGCAGCUCCCGGCGAGCCACCUUUCCUCCUGCAAGACGGCAAAGGCCACAGGAACAUCCAACCUGCCCCAAUAGCUAUCCCAAGCUCAGCACCAAUGCAGUCCAUCAACCUUCAGUUCAUGAGCCCCACGCACCAUGGGCAGUUUUAGUCCUCUUGGACAUUUUAGAUCAAAGGAAGGCAACUUGAUGCUCUCCAGGUAUUGAGCUCCCAUCAGCCCUUGCAGCUUGGAUAUUAGUCAGAGGUGAUGGAAACAUCUGCAGGGCAUCAUGUUGGCCACCACUCUUCCAGAUGUUAGCAAUAGUCCUGAAGCAGGACGUAUUUUUAAGACUUUUUUAAAGACCCAACACCUUCAUCCCAGCAUUGGUGCUCUGAACAUCUAACUGAGGCUAGCAGCUGAGCUGCUAAACACUUUGCGUACGGCUACAGAUGUCCACCUUGCAACCCGAGUCUGGCUCCCUAGAGAGGACAUUAAUAAAAAAAGCUUUCUGUCUCCCACUCCG
Podarcis lilfordi (Lilford's wall lizard) is the source of this 2771-nucleotide messenger RNA. The record is from the annotation of a GenBank genome assembly. Lineage: Eukaryota; Metazoa; Chordata; Lepidosauria; Squamata; Lacertidae.